AUGGAUCUAGCUGCGGAGAGGCUGGCACAGGCGGCCGCGCAGGGCCGCACCAGGGAGGUGAGGUUGCUGCUCCAGGUUGGGGUGCCCCCAAACGUGCCCAACCGCUUCGGCCGCUGCCCGAUCCAGGUCAUGAUGUUUGGCAACACCCAGGUGGCCGAGCUCCUCCUGAGCUAUGGCGCAGAGCCCAACCUCGCAGACCCCGUCACGCUAACCCGGCCGGUGCACGACGCGGCCAGGGAGGGAUUCCUGGACACGUUAAUGGUGCUGCAUCGCAACGGGGCACGGCUGGACGUUCGCGAUAUGUGGGGUCGCCUCCCCGUGGACCUGGCUGAGCAACAGGGCCACAGAGACAUCGUCCACUACCUGCGUGUGGCCUUGGACGCUGAUGGAGGACGCAGAGGAGGAGGCGAGGGUUCACGGGGUGGACUGGCCGCAAUCCGUGACUGGUCCGUGACCACUAACAGCUUUCCUCCCUUGUAUCCCCAGGUGUUAGUGGGCGCAGACGCCUCCCUCCCAGCCCCGCUGAAUCCUUUUGCCCCAGACCUCCUGCCCCCUGUACCCCUGGGCCUCCGUGCCUCCCGCGUCCCACUGCGUCCCGCGCCCCACCGCGCCCCGCGCCCAGGAAGGCGCAGGCUGGGGCUUUCCGGACCAUCAGAAGAAACUCCGCAAAAGGGGCUCAAAACCGCCAGAACGCAUCGGUCCAAGCGCGCGCGCGGCCUGGAAGCGCGCGGAGCUCCUCCUGGUAGACCCCGGCGUGUGACCCGCUCCGCUGCGCUCCCCGACCCGCUGCGCUCCCCGACCCGCUGCGCUCCCCGACCCGCUGCGUUCCCCGGCCGAUGGGGCCUGUUCGGCCCACUCCCAUGCCCCCGCCGCGGGAAGGGGCCGGAAAAGGUGGGCCACGACGCCGGAGACCGGUCCUCUGCCUUGUCUGCAGCCUCCAGGUAUAGUCCAGCUUAUGCUCAGGGUGAACCUUCAACUCCAAAUGCGCCCUGA
Elephantulus edwardii (Cape elephant shrew) is the source of this 993-nucleotide messenger RNA. RefSeq lists its product as uncharacterized. The transcript is spliced from 5 exons. The record is from RefSeq and is a predicted model, not a curated record. NCBI's taxonomy places the organism in Eukaryota, Metazoa, Chordata, Mammalia, Macroscelidea, Macroscelididae. Gene Ontology annotation, biological process: negative regulation of cell population proliferation; regulation of cyclin-dependent protein serine/threonine kinase activity. Gene Ontology annotation, molecular function: cyclin-dependent protein serine/threonine kinase inhibitor activity; protein kinase binding. Gene Ontology annotation, cellular component: nucleus. Bases 1 to 993 code for a protein of 330 amino acids.